Molecule: messenger RNA, 1200 nt
Organism: Euleptes europaea (tarantolino)
Lineage: Eukaryota; Metazoa; Chordata; Lepidosauria; Squamata; Sphaerodactylidae
Gene: CERS6
Product: ceramide synthase 6
Exons: 12
Coding region: 2-1189 (395 amino acids)
Biological process (GO): ceramide biosynthetic process
Cellular component (GO): membrane
Molecular function (GO): DNA binding; sphingosine N-acyltransferase activity
Source: RefSeq, a predicted model, not a curated record
GAUGGCAGGGAUCCUCGCCUGGUUCUGGAACGAGCGGUUCUGGCUGCCGCACAAUGUCACCUGGGCGGACCUGAAGAGCACCGAGGAAGCCACCUUCCCCCAGGCGGAGGACCUCUACCUGGCCUUCCCCUUGGCCUUCUGCAUCUUCAUGAUCCGCAUAGUUUUCGAAAGGUUCAUAGCGAAACCGUGUGCCUUAGCCUUAAAAGUCCAGGCCAAUGGACCACAAAAAGCUCAGCCUAAUGCUAUUCUUGAAAAGGUUUUCACUGCAAUUACAAAGCAUCCAGAUGAGAAGAGACUGGAAGGGCUAUCCAAACAGCUGGACUGGGAUGUACGCAGUAUUCAGCGUUGGUUUCGACAGAGGCGCAAUCAGGAAAAGCCGAGCACUCUCAGAAGGUUCUGCGAGAGCACGUGGCGAUUUACAUUUUACCUGUAUAUGUUCACUUAUGGAGUCCGGCUGCUGAAGCAGAGUCCGUGGUGGUGGAAUACCAGGCAGUGCUGGAUAGGAUAUCCUUUACAGCCAUUGACGCCUGAGCUUCAUUAUUACUACAUAGUCCAGCUAUCAUUCUACUGGUCGUUAAUGUUUUCUCAGUUCAUUGACAUCAAAAGAAAGGACUUUGCAGUAAUGUUUACCCAUCACAUCGUAACAGUUAUUUUGCUGACCCUCUCGUACACAGUCAAUUUCACACGUGUGGGGGCCUUGACGUUGUGCCUUCAUGAUUCAGUUGACAUUGUGCUGGAGGCAGCCAAAUUGACAAACUACUGCAAGUAUCAAAGACUGUGCGAUAUCCUUUUCCUCAUGUUUGCGAUUGUAUUCAUUAUCACAAGACUUGGAAUAUAUCCUUUGUGGAUACUGAACACAGUAUUAUUUGAGCUGCCUGCAGUUAUUGGCACCUUUCCUUCCUGGUCGUUCUUUGUCAUUUUACUUCUGACCCUUCAAGUCCUCCACUAUUUUUGGUCUUACCUAAUAGUAAAAGCAGCUUACAAAGCUAUUUCUAAAGGCAAGGCUGGGAAGUGGAACCCUUUGCAUGUAAGUAGGGAUGACCGCAGCGACGUCGAGUCGAGCUCGGACGAAGAGCCCUCGCCUCCUCAUUCAAAGAUCCCCCUCAGCUCUGCCACCACCAAUGGGACCAGCGGAGCGAACGGGACAAACGGCUACCUCACCGGUGGCAAUUCUGUGGAGGAACACUAAUUUCCCCAGAU